CCCCCACUCUUCCCGAGUCGGUCAGUAUAGUGAGCUGAGCUCCCCCCACCCCCCCCCCCCCACCCCACCCACUGUGGCGGCGAAGAUGCGGGGACGACAGAUCCCUCCUCCCACCGCCGCCGCCUCCUCCCGCGUCGUCGUCGCGGCGGUGGCCGCGCUGCUGCUCGCCGCGGCGCUCCAGCCGCUGCCGGUCGCGUCCGGGGUGGACGUGGCGGCGGUGCUCGCGGCGUUCCCGGACCUCGCCGGCUUCGCGCGGCUGCUCGCGUCCAGCCCGGUGGCCAGGGAGCUCGCGGGGCGGUCGUCGCUGACGCUGCUGGCCGUGCCGAACGGGAACCUCCCCCAGUCGCCGUCGGCGUACGCCGCGGCGUCCGGGGCCGACCUCGCCGACGUGCUCCGCUACCACGUCCUGCUCGAGUACCUCGCCCCCGCCGACCUCCGCCGCCUGCCGGCAUCCGGGAAGCUGGUCACCACGCUGUUCCAGACCACCGGCCGCGCCCCCGCCGACCUCGGCGCCGUCAACGUCACCGCCGCGGGGCCGUCCCUCGCCGUCGUCCGCUCGCCGGCGCCGUUCCCGGGGUCGAACGCCACCGUGCUCGGCGCCAUCACCGCCGUGCCGUACAACCUGAGCGUGCUCGCCGUGGACGGCCUCAUCGUGCCGUCCGGGUUCGACCUCGCGGCGUCGGAGUCGCGGCCCCCCGCCGCCGUCAACAUCACCAAGGUCCUCGCCGACGCGCGGGCCUUCAACGUGGCGGCGUCCAUGCUGGAGGCCUCCGGCGUGGCGGACGAGUUCGAGGCCGACGAGCGCGGCGCCGGCAUCACGGUGUUCGCCCCCACCGACGACGCCUUCGCCGGCCUCCCUGCCGGCGACCGCCUCCAGUCCCUCCCCGCCGAGCGAAAGGCCGUCGUACUCCGCUUCCACGUCCUCCACUCCUACUACCCGCUCGGCUCCCUCGAGUCCAUCGUCAACCCCGUCCAGCCCACGCUCGCCACCGAGUUCACCCAGGCCGGGCGCUUCACCCUCAACAUCACACGCGCCAACGGCUCCGUCGCCAUCGACACCGGCGUCGUGCAGGCGACCAUCACACGCACGGUGUUCGACCAGAACCCCGUCGCCGUGUUCGCCGUCUCCAAGGUGCUCCUCCCGAAGGAAAUGUUCAGCCGCAGCGACUCCGCCAUCGUCGCCGUCGCGUCGGCGCCCCCGCCGGCCGCGCUGCCGGCGGAAUCACCCGAGAGCGCGCCGACAAAGCUAUCGUCGCCGCCGGCGCUGCGCGACACCGCCGGCAACGCGAACCACACGGCGGCGGCUGCGGCGGUGGCGGCAGCGGCGGCGACGACGAAACCGACAAUUGGCCGGUGGUGUAUAGCAUUGUUGUAUCUACUACUACUACCACUACUGCUACCUCUGGUAUGAGAUCCGGUUCGUUUGCUUGUCCAUUACCAUCCUUGUUGAGCUCGAAUUUUUGCUUUUCUUUUUUCUUUUCUUUUUUUUUGUUAUAACCUGUACACUGGGGAAGGGGAGAAGUUUGAGAAGAGGUGAAUUCAGAUUGAGCUGCAAAGCAGCAUUAUUAUUAUUAUUUUCGCUUUCUUUUUUUCUUUUUGUUCUUACCAGCUGCUUCAUGUUGGCAAAAGGGAAAUAAUAGUACUAGUAAUGUACCAUCCUGUAAAGAUCCAAUCGAUUCCAUGUUCAUGUUGUGCCUGA
This is a messenger RNA of Oryza sativa Japonica Group (Japanese rice), 1699 nucleotides long. RefSeq names its product fasciclin-like arabinogalactan protein 4. The record is from RefSeq and is a predicted model, not a curated record. Gene Ontology annotation, biological process: abscisic acid-activated signaling pathway; multidimensional cell growth; mucilage biosynthetic process involved in seed coat development. Lineage: Eukaryota; Viridiplantae; Streptophyta; Magnoliopsida; Poales; Poaceae. Gene Ontology annotation, cellular component: plasma membrane.